This is a messenger RNA of Cricetulus griseus (Chinese hamster), 4730 nucleotides long. The record is from RefSeq and is a predicted model, not a curated record. Lineage: Eukaryota; Metazoa; Chordata; Mammalia; Rodentia; Cricetidae.
AUGUGGGUGCGGUCCUUGCUGCUCUGUGGGGUGUCUUUCGCGCUUCCACUUUUUGUGACAGCAGGUACCUGUAAGGAUGCUGAAAUGCACCAUGAGAUCAUUUCAGAGGGCCGGCCUUUUGCUUUCAAUUGCACAUACCCUCCAGUAACAAACAGGGCAGUUGAUGUGACAUGGCACAGAGCAUCCAACCGAAGCUCAGUGUCCAACAACAGACAGCUUAGAAAUCACCAGGACCAGACCUGGAUUUUGUUUCUUCCUUUGGAAGAGGGGGACUCAGGCAUCUACCAGUGUGUUAUAAGGGAUACCCACAACUGUUACCGAAUUGCUGUAAAUCUAACGGUUGUUAGAAACCAUUGGUGCGAUUCUUCCACGGAAGGCCCCAUAAAGUUGUCUUUGUCGGAUGAGUAUCAACAAAGUUUACCCUUGGGAAAAUCGGCCAGUCUCACAUGUCAUCUAGACUUCCCAGACAGUUGUGUUCUGGAUUCGAUAAAAUGGUAUAAGGGUUGUGAAGAGCUCAAAGCAGAGAAGCAGUAUGUUGUUUCAGGACCAAGGCUUCUUGUGAACAAUGUCGCUGAAGAGGAUGGUGGGAGCUAUGCUUGCACAGCCAGACUCACAUACUUGGGGAGACAGUUCACGGUUAGAAACUACAUUGCUGUGAGCAUCAAGGAAGUUGUGUCUGGAGGAAGAAUUCCUAAUAUCACAUAUCCAAAAAACAACUCCAUCGAAGUUCAACUUGGCUCCACCCUUAUUGUGGACUGCAAUAUAACAGACACCAAGGAGAAUACAAACCUGCGGUGCUGGAGAAUCAACGAAACCCUGGUGGACGACUACUACAAUGAUUCCAAGCGCAUCCGGGAAGGAAUUGAAACCAAUGUUUCCUUUAAAGAUCAUAUUUUUUACACUGUGAACAUCACAUUCUUAGAAGUGAAAAUGGAAGACUAUGGCCUUCCUUUCAUGUGCCACGCUGGAGUGUCCACAGCCUACAUCAUGUUGAAGCUCCCAGCUCCAGACUUCCGGGCUUACCUCAUAGGAGGGCUUAUGGCUUUCCUGCUUUUGGUUGUAUCUAUCCUGUGCAUCUACAACAGUUUUAAGAUUGACAUUAAACUUUGGUAUAGAAGUGCCUUCUACUCAGCCCAGGCUCCAGAUGAUGAGAAGAUGUACGAUGCCUAUGUCUUAUACCCAAAGUGCCCAAGAGAAAGCCAAGGCCAUGAUAUGGACACGAUGGUGUUGAAGAUCCUGCCUGAGGUGCUGGAGAAGCAGUGUGGAUACAAAUUGUUUAUAUUUGGCAGGGAUGAAUUCCCUGGACAAGCGGUGGCCAACGUCAUUGAUGAAAACAUUAAACUGUGUAGAAGACUGAUUGUCCUUGUGGCACCAGAAUCACCCAGCUUUGGCUUUCUCAAGCACAUGUCAGAAGAUCAGAUCGCUGUCUACAAUGCCCUCAUCCAGGAUGGCAUGAAGGUCAUUCUGAUUGAACUGGAGAAAGUCAAGGACUAUAGUGGCAUGCCCGAGUCCAUUCAGUACAUCCGCCAGAAGCAUGGGGCCAUCCAGUGGGAUGGGGACUUUACAGAGAAGUCGCAGUGUGCCAAGACCAAGUUCUGGAAGAAAGUAAGAUACCAUAUGCCACCUAGAAGGUAUCCGCCAUCUUCCCCGGUCCAGCUGCUGAGGCACACACCCUGCAACUGCACAUCAGGCAAAUGGGAUGCUGCCAUAGGGCUCAUAACUCCCUGACACAGAAUGGUUGGUGUGUGGUGGCUCACAGCUGCAUCGUCUUUGGUUUGUCUACCCCUGCAGCUUGUUGCUCUUUUAUGCUGGGUGACCUUGUUUUUGUCCUUGUUGUUUUUGGUUUUGUUUUGGAUGCUUUUAAUGAGACUAGGUUCUUUAGUACCUCUGUUUGCUUCACGACUCCUGAAUACCUAUAUGCUCUCCUGAGCAUGGGGUACCUAUGACACCGGGCCUCCAUGCCAGUGGAAUACAGUAUAUGGUCAAGAUGACAGACCAGGGGCAAGGAUGCUUGGUCUAUGUCUGGGAUGGGAGUCUUGGCAGUCUGAGGAUGCCAAGUGGAGAGCCUUGGGGAAGGCCAGCAAGGCCAGUAGCAUGAUUUUUGUGCUUGUACAGUGUCUACCAGGCUUUGUUCCCCAGGCAGUUUAGAUAGUAUCUGAAUUUCCUUCACAUUUCCAUUGCAGUUAGAUAACUAACUAUAGCUAGCUCAAUGCCCCUGGAAGCCACUUAGCUGUCACCCGGACCAACGGACUCCAGUUUUGAAAGAUAAUCUGUCAAACAGAUUAAGAAAUUUUCUACUUUUUAAAGAUGCCUUGUCUGCCAGACUUCUGAGGAACAUUUGAGAGAUACAAAUUACAGCUCUGAGGUGAUGCCAUUCUAACCCCAGUAAAUCUAUGAGAGAUUUGGUUAGCGAGUGCAUCCUUCUUACAGGGCAAUUUAUGACUGUCUAGUUCACCCAGUGUUUUAAUGCUAACCAGAGCUGUCAACCACUAUUACUAUUUCCUAAGGCCCAACCUGGAAAACAAAAUCAGCUCCAAUCCAACCCUGUCAAGUUAUGGUGAACAGGCCAGGUGUUGGUGGCGCAAGCUUUUAAUCCCAACACUGGGGAGGCAGAGGCAGGUGGAUAUCUGUGAGUUUGAGACCAGCCUGGUCUACAAAAGCUAGUUUCAGGACAGCCUCCAAAGCCACAGAGAAACUCUGUCUUGAAAAACCAAAAAAAAAAUAAAAAAAAAUAAAAAAAAAUAAAAAAGUUAUGGUUAACACAUGUGUGACUGCUUAGAGAAGCAUGAACACAAGUCUACUUACCCCAGAUAGGGGCACUGGACACAAACCAAGAAAACAAUUCCAUAUAGGUCAAGAUUAAUGAACCAGUGAUUCUUGGAGUUUCUUGAAGAAAUAUGGGUGAGGAGUUAGUUACAAGAGCAUGGGUGUCUCUAAGACAAAUCCACCAUGGAAAAGCCCACCAAGCAUGGUGACAGCUUAAAGACAGCUGGAUCCCUAGAGCCCGUGAAGCAUCCCAGCACAGCCACUGUCUCCUCUCCUAGCAGCUGUUUCUGCUUCUACAGCCACAGAGCAGGGUCUCGUGACUCUUUUUCUGGGAUUCCUGAGGACUGAGGAACCUACCCAGAAAGGAAGUUUCAGAAGCUUGGAGGAGAUAACUGCAUAACUCCUUAUGGGGAGGUAGUGGGAGAGGCAGCUAGGCCAUAGGCAAGAAGGGGGCGCCUGGGAGGAGAGGUAACAAGAAGGAGAGCUAGGAGAGUGGAAAGCCUCCUGGGGAGUCCAUCUCUCUCCUGGCAGGCUGGCAUCGCAUCGUGGCAUUCAUAUCAUGACUUGACACUGGACCUCACUUGAAUAUGUUUUGUUAAAAAUUAAUUUUGGUAAGAUAUGUGAACAACACAUUUACCACUAGUCAUUUUCUUUUUAUUUUUAAAACAAUCUUAUUUUACAUACUAACCCCAGUUCCCUCUCCAUCUCUCUCUCCCCAUCACUAGUCAUUUUUAAGUUGAGUUGUUACUCAAAGCCAUUAAGUGUAUUCAUGUUGAUAAGACCACUGUCACCAUCCUCCUCCGAAACCUUUUCAUCACAGCAAACUGAAACUCUGUUCUCAGUGAAUAACUUCUCCCUACUUCUCCUAGCCCCUGGAAAUCACCAUUUCAUCUCCCAUCCCUGUGAAUCUGACUAUUCUAGGAACUUCAAAUAACAGACAUCAUUUGGUAUUUCUCAUUUUAUGACUGGCUUCUUCUGUAUAUUACAGUGUCCUCAAGGUUCAUCGGUGAGAUCCACUUUUUGUUUCAUUAUUAUUGUUAGUCUGUCUUUCUCGUAUUUUUCCUCUUUACAUUCCCAACCCCUUCUUCAAAGGUGCACUGCGAGGAGCAUAGAUGUUUCCAAAUGCCCUCAGAGUGAUGAGCUCACCGAGGCUUGUAGUAUUCUGCUUUUUCACAUGCUUGUAAUAUUCUGCUUUUUCAGCUUCUCUUUGCACCAUGGGGAUCAUAACUCCCUAAAGAGGAAUGCUAGCUCAAGGUAUUUGUUGCUUCCAAAAGAUGUCGCUGACUGGACCUUCAUUCAGUCUCUGUCACUUUCCAUGGGUCUUUGCUUCGACUGCAUCUCUGGUAAUUUCCAGCAAUACUGGAGGACCUAGGGACCGGGCUGACUAAUGGGACUCAGGCUUUCUUGGGUGGAGCCCAGGAUGCAGUGCCUGUCCACUGGAUCCCAGACACACAGCAGGUGGUCCCUCUAUGCACAGGUGGUAACAGAUCUGCCUGUAUGAUUUCCAGGCAGUACAAGCUUGACAUUUUCAGGUGAAUCAUCACCAACUGGUCUGUUAGUGAGGACUUGGGGGACAUCUCUCCCCAUUUAGAUUUGGACUCUCACUUCCCGAGUUACUUCCCUCUGAAAGAAUCAGGGAGACAGUGGCUGAGGCUGUGUCAGGAGUGGAGAGACAUUGCCCUGUGCCUUCUUUAUGAGGUUCCUUGACACUGCCUUGCCCACAAAUUUUAGGAAAGGUAUUUGUUCAUUACAUUAUUCUGAUUAUGUUUGUGGGGACAUUAGGUGAGGCUUUAUAUCAGUAAAGAAAGUACAGUCAACUCAUCCGAAGAAAGUAUUUUCGGAAAAUUCCUGAUUUUUUAACUUGACUUUUCUUUUUCAAUCAGAAGAAAGCUUUCACCUCAACAAUGUGCCUUAAUUUUCCCUUUGCUUGAAAUUAAAAAUAAAUUGUAUUAUGAGUGCUGAAA